GCAUGUGUCCAUGCGGGACACACAUGUCUGUGUGCCUGUGUAUGUGUUGACUGUAACUGUGUCAGAAGGCCUGUGUGUCUGAGUGAGUUGCUAUUUCUGUUUCUGUCUCCACCUAUGUGUCACCAUUAUGCCGCUUGUGUCUGGAUAUUUACCUAUGCGGGUAUGUGUGAUUUUGUUUCAGUAGUUCUCUGUGUGUGUCUGAAUGUAUCACUGUGAGGCUCUGGCUGUGUGAGGCGGUCUGUUUUGGAAUGUGGGACUAAAUGAGGGGAUCUCUGUGGGUUUGGAAUGUAUGUCUCUACCAGUGAAUAUUGCAGUGUCUGUGAUCCUGGCUUGGUCUCUCACUCCCUCUUUGAGUCUUUGUGAGUUUAUUUCAUGAGUUCCAAGUGUAUGCCCCUACACCCUGUUGUUUAUUUUACACUGGACUAGCAUCCACAAUGCCUAGCGUGCUCAGCAGACCAAAUUUUGCCUUUGGUUCUGGCAUUUGGCGUGAAUGAAGAGCUAGGCAGCAGCAAUGACAAAGGUUUAAGGACUUGGCAGCAGUGAAGGCUGGGGAGAAAUGUCAAGGAGGGGCAUGGAAAGGUCUUUGGACUUAGGUGAAUGGGUGUUGUGCUCCUUGCCCUGCCUGAGGGUAAAAGGCAUCUCUCUGUGGGACCCUCUGCCUGUCUGCUGCUUUUCUUUUCUUAUACCUUCAAGUCCCAGAAUGAAGUUGGCAGCCAUACUGGAAGCUCUACUUCCAGAUUUCCCUAUCACUGCAUGUUGGCUCCAGAAGACCCUGGUGAACUCCACCAAUGAUAGAGUUGGAGUUGGGGACCGUGAAUUUGCAAUGGCAACAACUGUCACUCUGUUCAUCCCCUUAGAUUUUUUUCCAACCGUGGCCAGGCACAUAAAAUAGUUCUGAAAAGCAAUAGAUCACCUGUAAGUCCCUGGAACCCUGGGCAUGUGAAACCUCUAACUGGGAAAAUAGGCCAAGCUCACCAGGGUCCCAAAGACGGACUCUCCAGCCCUUCCAGACUAUUUUGGAUGACACAUGCUUCCCUCUUUCCACAGGCCUGUCUGGCCCUAAGGGAGCCCUCUUUCGAAGUGGUGGUGCUUGGACGACCGGCUCUCUGCAUUGCUGGGCACCUGUAGGUGUCCCUCGAGAGCUCAGUUUUGAGGUUCAAGUCAGUGUGGCCAUGAAGGGGCUGCCUAUUGGGCUGAUGCUGUGACCCCCGGAGUCUGCCUCUCCUGCCAGUACCCCUGCCCGGAACAUGUGGCUGCAGCUUGGCCUGCCCUUGCUGUCCCCGAGCCCCACGCCCACAGUUGGCCGGAGUCUGUGCCUCACGCUGUGGUUCCUCAGUUUGGUGCUGAGGGCCAGCACCCAGGCCCCAGCACCCACAGUCAAUACUCACUUUGGGAAGCUAAGGGGUGCCAGAGUACCAUUGCCCAGUGAGAUUCUGGGUCCUGUGGACCAGUACCUGGGGGUACCCUACGCAGCUCCCCCAGUCGGCGAGAAACGUUUCCUGCCCCCUGAACCACCCCCAUCCUGGUCGGGCAUCCGGAACGCCACACACUUUCCCCCAGUGUGCCCCCAGAACAUCCACACAGCUGUGCCCGAAGUUAUGCUGCCAGUCUGGUUCACUGCCAACUUGGAUAUCGUCGCUACUUACAUCCAGGAGCCCAAUGAAGACUGCCUCUACUUGAAUGUCUAUGUGCCCACGGAAGAUGGAUCCGGCGCUAAGAAACAGGGCGAGGACUUAGCGGAUAAUGACGGGGAUGAAGAUGAAGACAUCCGGGACAGUGGUGCUAAGCCUGUCAUGGUCUACAUCCACGGAGGUUCUUACAUGGAAGGCACAGGCAACAUGAUUGAUGGCAGCGUUCUUGCAAGUUAUGGCAACGUCAUCGUCAUCACCCUCAACUAUCGGGUCGGGGUGCUAGGUUUCCUGAGCACUGGGGAUCAGGCUGCCAAGGGCAACUAUGGGCUCCUUGACCAAAUCCAGGCCCUCCGCUGGGUGAGUGAGAAUAUUGCCUUCUUUGGAGGAGAUCCUCGUCGAAUCACUGUCUUUGGCUCGGGCAUUGGUGCAUCCUGUGUCAGCCUCCUCACGCUGUCUCAUCAUUCUGAGGGGCUUUUCCAGAGGGCCAUCAUCCAGAGUGGCUCUGCUCUAUCUAGCUGGGCUGUGAACUACCAACCAGUGAAGUAUACCAGUUUGCUGGCAGACAAAGUGGGCUGUAACGUGCUGGACACCGUGGAUAUGGUGGAUUGUCUUCGACAAAAGAGCGCCAAGGAACUGGUAGAACAGGACAUUCAGCCAGCCCGCUACCAUGUGGCCUUUGGCCCUGUGAUUGAUGGUGAUGUCAUUCCUGAUGACCCUGAGAUCCUUAUGGAACAGGGAGAAUUCCUCAACUAUGAUAUCAUGCUAGGUGUCAACCAGGGUGAGGGUCUCAAAUUUGUAGAAGGGGUGGUGGACCCUGAGGAUGGCGUCUCUGGCACUGAUUUUGACUACUCUGUCUCCAAUUUUGUGGACAAUCUGUAUGGCUAUCCUGAGGGUAAGGACACCUUGCGGGAGACCAUCAAGUUUAUGUACACAGACUGGGCAGAUCGUGACAACCCUGAGACCCGCCGUAAAACACUGGUGGCACUCUUCACUGAUCACCAGUGGGUGGAACCUUCAGUGGUGACAGCUGAUCUGCAUGCCCGAUAUGGCUCACCUACUUACUUCUACGCCUUCUACCAUCACUGCCAGAGCCUCAUGAAGCCCGCGUGGUCAGAUGCAGCUCAUGGGGAUGAAGUGCCCUAUGUGUUUGGUGUCCCUAUGGUAGGUCCCACUGACCUUUUCCCCUGCAACUUCUCCAAGAAUGAUGUUAUGCUCAGCGCUGUUGUUAUGACCUAUUGGACCAACUUUGCCAAGACCGGGGAUCCCAACAAGCCGGUACCCCAGGAUACCAAGUUCAUUCACACCAAGGCCAACCGCUUUGAAGAAGUGGCCUGGUCCAAGUACAAUCCCCGGGACCAGCUCUACCUUCAUAUCGGGCUGAAACCAAGAGUUCGUGAUCAUUACCGAGCCACCAAGGUAGCCUUUUGGAAACACCUGGUGCCCCACCUGUACAACCUGCAUGACAUGUUCCACUAUACAUCCACGACCACCAAAGUGCCGCCCCCGGAUACCACCCACAGCUCCCACAUCACUCGCAGGCCCAAUGGCAAGACCUGGAGCACCAAGCGGCCAGCCAUAUCACCUGCCUACAGCAAUGAGAAUGCCCCUGGGUCCUGGAAUGGGGACCAGGAUGCAGGGCCACUCCUGGUCGAGAACCCUCGAGACUACUCCACUGAACUAAGUGUCACCAUUGCUGUGGGAGCCUCCCUACUGUUUCUUAAUGUGUUGGCCUUUGCUGCCCUUUAUUACCGGAAGGACAAAAGGCGCCAGGAGCCCCUGAGGCAGCCUAGUCCCCAGAGGGGAACUGGUGCCCCUGAAUUGGGACCUGCUCCAGAGGAGGAGCUGGCAGCAUUACAGUUGGGUCCCACUCACCAUGAAUGUGAGGCUGGCCCACCCCAUGACACAUUGCGCCUCACAGCAUUGCCCGACUAUACCUUGACCCUGCGGCGCUCCCCUGAUGACAUCCCACUCAUGACCCCCAAUACCAUCACUAUGAUUCCCAACUCCCUGGUUGGGCUGCAGACCUUGCAUCCCUAUAACACCUUUGCCGCAGGGUUCAACAGUACUGGGCUGCCCCAUUCACACUCGACUACCCGUGUAUAGCUCUAACCCAGAGCACAACCCAGCUCCCAGCUCCCUCCCUCCCUCCCAGACCCACAAACACACAUGCACACAUAUACACAUAUAUGUACACGCACGCACCCACACCCUACAGCAGACCCAUCUGCACAAACACAGACAGAUGUGGACAUGCACCCGCAUGUACAAAAACACAAAUCCAGAAGUGAACCUGAACAGGCCCUUCAAAUGGGGACACAUAUGAGUUCUUGGUACUAAGGGCCCAUGGAAUAGCAGCUGGAGCCAGCUCCCUGAACCCGACCACAGACACUCCUGGGGCCCUGGAAGCCACAGCCGGACACCCUCUUGGUGCUUGCCUUCUCGGAACUGCACCGUCUACCAACUGCAGACUCGGGAGCUUUAAAGAGCAGGAUAGCUCUUCCUCCCCCCAGACUUGGUCUUUUCUCUGGGUCUUGUUUUUGUUGAUUUUUAAAAAAAAUUUGGAACCAAUGUUUUUCCAGCCGGUUGAAUGUUAAGCCCCUCUGGAAGGGAGGGCUCCAAGAUCAGGACUCUCUGGUUCUGAGACUCCCGGUGUUCAUACAACCAGACCAAGGAAAAGGACCCUCCAAGACAGUAACAGAUGGGAGUAAGACUAUGGGGUGAAAGGAGGAAGAGGCUAGCAAAGGAUGGGGCUGGAGGGCCACCAAGGACAGAGCACCAACUGGCUCUGUGUUCCCAUAGAGGACUGCAGCAUUAAACUGGCUAGACCAGGGGAGCCUAGGUUUGGUAAACUAAGUACUGUGGAGGCCUGGACCUUAUUGGGCCUCUGGGUAUAUAAUGUGGGUUCUGCCUAUAUCCUUGGGGAAAUGAUAUCAGAAAUUUGCCCCGUUUUCUUUACAGUCUCUUUGUGUCUGUCAUUUCUCUUUCAAAACAGCUGUGGUUUUUUUUUAUUUUUUUAUUUUUUGGCUGUUGUUGGCUUUUUCUUUUCUUUUCUUCCUUCCUUUUUUUUUUUAAGAAAAGUUCUUAAAACACUAACAGAAACCCAUGGAGUUUGUCCUUUGUAAAAAAUUUUAAACAGUGUCUUGAUAUAAAAAUAAAAAAAUCCAGUUAGCACUCCC
Molecule: messenger RNA, 4807 nt
Organism: Cricetulus griseus (Chinese hamster)
Lineage: Eukaryota; Metazoa; Chordata; Mammalia; Rodentia; Cricetidae
Source: RefSeq, a predicted model, not a curated record